CUAGAGCAGGAGGAGCGGUCCUUCCCACGUGAGAAGAAGCCCGAGUAACAUGCUGUAACCAUGCAAUGGUCUAUGAGAAGGGCCUUGGCAGGCAGGAGGAGGAAGAGCCGCAGCCUAGUCAGCCCGUCCUGGAAAAAGGACAAACCGCCGCAGGGGAAGAAGCGACGCCGGCCAGGAUCGCCUACGCCUUCUCCGGAGCGCGCCUGCCCCUCCGCCGACUCCUUUCUCUGCUUUUCCCCCCAUGGCUCCUCCGUCUUUCCAGCUAAGGGGGCCGAGGAGAAAGGAGCCCCCCAAGUGAAGGGCCUCGCCGUCCGGGCUGUCUUUCGAUGCCCGGCUCCCCAACGGCCCCCCCCCCGCAUCCGUCUCUCUCUCUCUCUGGCCGGAGGCGAUGAGCGCUGACUUGGACCGUCUGUCGGUUGGUUCGCGCGCCUCCAGCGCUUCUUCCUCGCCUUCCUUUGACGGAGCGGGCAAAGGGGCUGCGGGACAGGCCGGGUUCAGCAGCGGGGGCGCCGGAUCCGGUAUCCGGCUGCUGUCGGCCAACGUGCGGAAGCUCCACGGGGCCCUCAACCUGCUGCUGAGCGAAGGCGAGCGGGAGCAGUUCACCCAUUGCCUUAACGUAUAUCACUGCCGGCGGAAUGUCUACGACUUGGUGCAGACGCUCAAAGUCUUGCUGGACGGCCCGGAGAAGAAGCAGCUGCUGCCCAUGUUGCGCCUGGUCAUCCCUCGCUCGGAUCAGCUCCUCUUCGACCAGUACACCUCGGAGGGGCUUUACUUAAAGGCGGACUUCUUGCCCACCGCCGGGGCAGGAUACGAUGGGGCCGGGUCUACCAGAGUCCUCCCUCCGCCCGGCGCUGCUGCUCCCUCCGGCCGCUUUCCCUCUCCUACCCCGGCUGCUCGUUUCUGGCCUCCUUCCUUAGCCUCCUCCGGCAAACCCCGGCAAGAAUUCAGCACCACCGCGGACGGGACAGCUCCAGGAGAGGCUGCGGUUGGCUCGGAGGACCUGCGAGAAGAGGUCAGGCUGGUGAAUCUCAAGAGGCAGAAAGCUCAAGAAGGGUUGGGUUUCAGCAUCCGAGGGGGUUCCGAGCAUGGCGUGGGCAUCUACGUCUCCUUGGUGGAGCCGGGCUCCUUGGCGGAUAAAGAGGGCCUUCGGGUGGGAGACCGGAUCCUGAAGGUCAACGACAAGCCACUGGACAAAGUGACCCAUGCUGAAGCUGUCAAGGUGCUCAAGGGCUCCAAGAAGCUGAACCUGACUGUCCAUUCGGUGGGUCGCAUUCCCGGCGGCUACAGAACCAACCACAUCUACACCUGGGUGGAUCCCCAAGGCCGGAGUGUCUCCCCACCGGUUGGCUUGGUCCAGCAUCACAGCAGCUCUUUGUGCAAGGAGAGCGAGAAAAGGAGCCACCUUCAACUUCUGCAGGAAGGGGAUGAGAAAAAGGUUAACCUUGUGUUGGAUGAAGGGCGAUCUCUGGGUCUCAUGAUUCGAGGGGGGUCUGAAUACGCCCUCGGGAUUUACAUCACGGGUGUCGACAAGGAUUCGGAAGCAGAAAACACUGGCUUGAAAGUUGGAGACCAGAUUCUGGAGGUCAAUGGACGAAGCUUCCUCAGCAUUUCCCACGACGAGGCCGUGAACCUCCUGAAGUCCUCCCGCCAUCUCAUCAUGACCGUCAAAGACGUGGGGAGGCUACCUCACGCCCGGGCCACUGUGGAUGAGACCAAGUGGAUCACCAGCUCUCAAAUUGGAGAGACGAUGGUCCACUCUGCAGGGGCCCCUGAUGAUCCCAUGGGGGAGACGACACCAAAGCCAUCUUUUUAUAAAGGUCUUACGGGAUCUCAAGUAACAUUGAGUAGCCUGGUGAACCAAAACCGAGUGAUGCUGGAGGAACACGCACGCCACCUCCUGAAUGAACCCGAGAGGACCACCAUGGCCUACUACCUGGAUGAAUAUAAGGAGAAGAACAUCUCAAUUGACUCCCUCAUCAUGGCUCUCUUUGAACUGCUCAACACCCAUGCCAAGGUGAAAUGUGCCCAGAAGGGCUUCAGAUGCAAAAUAUCACUCCAGCAUUCCAUCCUGAGCAUUCAUCAUCUGUGGCAAGGCAUCCUUCGAUACAGUUUCUCCCUCCUGCCUUUCUGCCAAGCAGCUUCCGCCUUGUGGGACAAACAGGCAGGUCCGUGUGGUGUGGGGGGGAGGGGGAGAAAGGAUAUCGCUCUGCCUGGGGUUUUGCUUAGAUUGCUAUUUUCAUUUUUUUUUAAGCUUCUAACCUAUUUCUUCCUCUAUAUCUUUUCCAUCCAUUGCAUGCUGUGUCCACGUCAACUCAACCCACGUGGCCAGGAGAGGCUUUUGUGGCUGAUUGAUUUGAUGGAGAAUUCUUCCGAUGGCGAUAGGAGUGGAAGCCAAAGCAGGAUCAAUGCCUUACCUGACAUCUCCCUGGACGAUGUCUCCUCUUUCUACGAAGAACUUCCAGCUUUUAGGCCCUCACCUCCAGCUCCUUCCUCUCAACCGUGGGCAGAUCCUUCAGACCAAGCGCACAAACCCGGUUUGGGAUCUAUUGAAUCUUCCCAGUCGGGGCUGUUCUUCUUGGCUCCUCCAAGCCCCAUGCCAUCUUCCAGCUUCUCCGAGAAGGACACCCACAGCCUGGCCUCCAACUCCACCACCGGCUCUUCCAUGGAGGACUCGACCUCCAGCUCCAUCUACGCGUCCAUCUCUCCGCUGACUCGCAUUUCGAGGAAGCCCAUGGAGGCCCGAUUGCUGACGCUCAACCAGCACCCCAUGCUACCUUUCCCUCGGAUCCAGUCACCGGCCCGGUUGAAACAGCCUUCCCCUGAGACGCCUGGCGCGGCCCCAAGCUCCCCUACCCACCCACCUCUUCCCGCCCACCCGGCUGCUUCCCCUCCCGGCGAAAAAGGCGGUUCUGAAGUGGGGAACACCCAGCACUUUAUCAUGGUGGAAGUUCAUCGGCCGAAUAGCGAACCGGAUGUGAAUGAAGUCAAGCCAUUGCCUCAAGUUAGAGCCUCCACGCUCUCCCAGCUCUCAGACAGCGGGCAGACACUGAGCGAAGACAGCGGCGUCGAUCUGGGGGAAGCGGAGCUGAGCACCAGCAGAGAGAGGAGUCAGCGGCUGCAGGGCCUGCCACCCGCACGAAGUCCCCGGGGGGUCCCCAGAGUGGGCAGAGCGGUAGAAGCAGGACCAAAACCGCCAGGACUCCUGGAGCCAACUUCGCAUCUAAUCCGGGUGCCGAAGAGCGCCCCGACCUUGGGCAUCGCCAUCGAAGGGGGUGCAAACACGCGACAGCCCCUGCCCAGGAUUGUCACCAUCCAGAAGGGCGGUUCUGCUCACAACUGCGGCCAGCUGAAGGUGGGCCAAGUGAUCCUGGAGGUCAACAGCAUGGCCCUCCAUGGGAAGGAGCACCGCGAAGCCGCUCGAAUCAUCGCCGAGGCUUUCAAGAUGAAAGAGAAGGAUUACAUCGAUUUCCUCGUCACAGAAUUCAACGUUGCACUUUAGGGGGUCUGGAAGACCCCGAAGCCAAAAGACCAAGAGAUGGGAGGAAAGAACUGGGUUACAAGAUGUCCGAUGUGGCCAGUCACCUGCACGCUGUCAAGGUUCCGACGGAUGCCCUAAAAAAAUCAUGAGCCU
Molecule: messenger RNA, 3631 nt
Organism: Ahaetulla prasina
Lineage: Eukaryota; Metazoa; Chordata; Lepidosauria; Squamata; Colubridae
Gene: WHRN
Product: whirlin
Exons: 16
Coding region: 389-3499 (1036 amino acids)
Biological process (GO): sensory perception of sound; auditory receptor cell stereocilium organization
Cellular component (GO): photoreceptor inner segment; stereocilia ankle link complex; cilium
Molecular function (GO): protein binding
Source: RefSeq, a predicted model, not a curated record